AUGAAACGAUUAUGGUUUAUUACAAUAUUGGAGUAUAUUUUCAAUUAUCAAGAAAUUUCCUCACAUUUUACAAAUCCUUCAUAUUCAUCAUUUACUAUUGAUUAUCAAAAUGAUACAUUUCUAUUAGAUGGUAAACCAUUUAGGUAUAUUUCCGGUAGCAUUCAUUAUUUCCGGAUUCAUCCAUACUAUUGGAAUGAUCGAUUACGACGAAUUCGAGCUGCAGGCUUAAAUACCAUACAAAUGUACAUUCCAUGGAAUUUUCAUGAAGUUUAUAAUGGAAGGUUUGUUGUUUUACCUGUUAGAGGUGACAUAUCUAUCACUUUGUAUGGUUGUUUUACCUGUUAG
This is a messenger RNA of Loa loa (African eye worm), 345 nucleotides long. RefSeq lists its product as hypothetical. Lineage: Eukaryota; Metazoa; Nematoda; Chromadorea; Rhabditida; Onchocercidae. Gene Ontology annotation, cellular component: vacuole. Gene Ontology annotation, biological process: carbohydrate metabolic process. The record is from RefSeq and is a predicted model, not a curated record. Gene Ontology annotation, molecular function: beta-galactosidase activity. The transcript is spliced from 2 exons. The coding region runs from base 1 to 345 and encodes 114 amino acids.